Molecule: messenger RNA, 2823 nt
Organism: Haliaeetus leucocephalus (bald eagle)
Lineage: Eukaryota; Metazoa; Chordata; Aves; Accipitriformes; Accipitridae
Gene: RAPSN
Product: receptor-associated protein of the synapse
Exons: 8
Coding region: 1541-2803 (420 amino acids)
Biological process (GO): chemical synaptic transmission
Cellular component (GO): synapse
Molecular function (GO): acetylcholine receptor binding; protein-membrane adaptor activity
Source: RefSeq, a predicted model, not a curated record
UGUGUCCUGCUUUCCUUAGGGAUGUUACCUCAGGAAGGCUCCCUUGGGUUUGUGUUUCCUUAGGCAGCCAUGCCACAGGCCUGGAUGGUCCAACUGGUGGCCCGUGAGAUGAUUCUGUUGGUAUUUACCUUUGCUUGGGGAAGAACUGCCACCAAAUUCACACAGAAGCAGGGAGGCAGCUGGAGACAUGCCUCCUUCUGCACGUGGGUCUGUUGUUAAAACUCUGAAUUGCAAUUUCUUUGGCCUGUAAAAUGAUCCCAAAACAGGUGUCUGGGACUUGUGUAUCUGAAAAAUGUUAGACUUCCCUGAGGCAUUCCCCACCCCCUCCUCCCCCCGCAAGUUUGGUAUCUCUUCUUAUGAAGGACAGAGUAAAUCUAGAGAUAACCGAGACUGAGCCCAUUAAAAAUGCAGCACAUCAAUGGGGGUAUGAAACUUGACUCCUAGAUGUGUGUAGGAGCGUUAAAGCUAUAUUCUAAUUGGGCUGACAAUUCUUUUAUGCAGUCUGAAGGAGCAGAAAUCUGUUGCUUUGGGUCAUUAUUGUCAUUCAUCGUAAAAGAUGAGCAGGUUCUGGAUGCAGGACUUCAGCAGUGCCUUUGACAAUUUAUGUUGCAAACUCUUGGAGGACUGUCAUGGGUAUCUGAUGGCCAUGAGCAACAGUCAGUCAUGAACAAAGUUUUUCAGGAUGGUUAGCUUCUUAUUGACCCUGAAAUUAAGAAGUCAGUGCCUUAUUUGCAGCAAAUCUGUGACAGAGCUGACCAUUGUCCACAGAAACAGUCCAUAUUGUCAGCUGAGGCCCUCAAAAGGGAGGCUGAAUUUGUGCCUGGCAAGUAUCGGGCAUAUUGUCGCAAGUAUAAUGCUGCACGUGUGUACGUGCUGGAGCCUUCUAGUUCAUACCUUACUUUUUAAGGCAUGUAUUGUUCCUAAAGCUACUACCCCUAGCUGAGGCUGCUACCUCCCAGGCUAGCCCACCACCACCACUGCUUGUAAAAGGUGAUGGCUAGAGAGAGGGGAAAGAGACGACCGAGCCAUCCCUGUGACUGCAGCUGAUUGUCUCUCCCGAGGUAUUAAUAAGCUGCAUACCGGCGGGCAGGGGUGGGCAGUUGGCUCGCCGUGACCUUGGGAGCCGGGGAGCCUGACUAGCAUUCCUGGGAGCCACGUGAGCCGAGGACUGGCAGGCGCAGCUGUAGCCAAUGCGGAGGAGACCAGCAUGGGCUGCUCAGAUUGAGUUUCACUCCUGUCGCCCGAGAUUUUUCUCUUUCUCUCCCUGUUGUGCUUUUCCUUUUUGUUUAUGGGGUUGGAUGGGCGAAUGCACUGAUGGAGUCCUAGCGAGCAAGACGUUUGCCUAGGGGAUUUGGGAUUCUACCUUCAGUGCUGAGCAACCACUUCUUGCCAUUGCCUACCACAGCUCCAGCCCCCUGACAUGGCUGGGCUUUUAUGGCUCCAAGCCUUCUGAGCACACAACCUGCCCUCCUCUAUUAGGGCAUUUUAUGUUGUGUUCUCUUCUGUGCAAUUCCUUUUUGCUGUCCUUAGAGGUUAGUGUAUGAGGCUUUUUAAUGCAUGGGAGAUGGGUCAGGACCAGACAAAGCAACAAAUAGAGAAAGGACUCCAUCUUUACCAGUCUAAUCAGACCGAAAAGGCCCUGCGAGUCUGGAUGAGGGUUUUGGAGAAGUCUGCGGAUCCUGCUGGCAGGUUUCGGGUUUUGGGUUGCCUCAUCACUGCUCACGCAGAGAUGGGCAGAUACAAAGAUAUGCUGAAGUUUGCAGUGGUACAGAUUGACACAGCACGGGAGCUGGAAGACCCGGAUUUCCUUACAGAGAGCUACCUAAACCUGGCUCGCAGCAAUGAGAAACUCUGUGAAUUCCAGAAAACAAUCUCUUACUGUAAGACAUGCCUGAACAUGCAGGGUACCACAGUGAGCCUGCAGCUGAAUGGCCAGGUGAGCCUCAGCAUGGGCAAUGCCUUCUUGGGCCUCAGCAUUUUCCAGAAGGCUUUGGAGUGCUUUGAGAAAGCUUUACGCUAUGCACACAACAACGAUGACAAGAUGCUGGAGUGUCGAGUCUGCUGCAGCCUCGGGAACUUCUACGCCCAGAUAAAGGACUACGAGAAAGCCUUGUUCUUCCCUUGUAAAGCAGCUGAGCUGGUGAAUGAUUAUGGAAAGGGCUGGAGCUUGAAGUACCGUGCAAUGAGCCAGUAUCACAUGGCAGUGGCCUAUCGGAAGCUGGGGCGCUUGGCAGAUGCUAUGGACUGCUGUGAGGAGUCCAUGAAGAUUGCCCUGCAGCAUGGUGACCGGCCUCUGCAAGCGCUGUGUCUGCUGUGCUUUGCAGAUAUCCAUCGCAGUCGCAAAGACUUGCAGACAGCCUUUCCUCGGUAUGAUUCCUCCAUGAGCAUCAUGACAGAGAUUGGAAACCGCCUGGGCCUGAUCCAGGUGCUGCUAGGAGUGACUAAGUGCUGGAUGAUCCAGAAGGAGCUGGACAAGGCUCUGGAAAGCAUUGAAAAGGCACAGGAGCUGGCAGAGGGACUAGGGAACAAGCUUGGCCUGCUGAAGCUCCACUGCCUUUGUGAAAGGAUCUAUCGCACGAAGGGGCAGCAGCAAGAACUGCGUGACCAUGUAGUGAAGUUCCAUGAAUGCGUGGAGGAGAUGGAGCUGUACUGUGGCAUGUGUGGAGAGUCCAUUGGGGAGAAGAACAACCAGCUCCAGGCGUUGCCUUGCUCCCACUUCUUCCACUUAAAGUGCCUCCAGACCAACGGGACCCGGGGCUGCCCCAACUGCCGCCGCUUGUCGGUGAAGCCCGGCUACGUCUGACCCGCCCGUGGGGCUCGGCC